AUGACUCCAAGUUACAGAGAUUUGUACAUGGUAAAGCAGCGAGAAUUUGCGAUCGUUUCUAUUUCUUUAGUUAGAGUGUUUGCUGUUUUUUUUGGCGUGUUAGUUUCUUUGCUUUCAACUUCUGAAGCCAGCAAAAAAUAA
Messenger RNA from Chondrus crispus (carragheen), 141 nucleotides. RefSeq lists its product as hypothetical. The record is from RefSeq and is a predicted model, not a curated record. Bases 1 to 141 code for a protein of 46 amino acids. The transcript has a single exon. NCBI's taxonomy places the organism in Eukaryota, Rhodophyta, Florideophyceae, Gigartinales, Gigartinaceae.